This is a messenger RNA of Octopus bimaculoides (California two-spot octopus), 5040 nucleotides long. RefSeq lists its product as uncharacterized. NCBI's taxonomy places the organism in Eukaryota, Metazoa, Mollusca, Cephalopoda, Octopoda, Octopodidae. The record is from RefSeq and is a predicted model, not a curated record.
GUGGAAUAUAUAUAUAUACACGUGCUUCAUAAACUGAGUACUGUAUAUCGUUAUUUUUAUAUGAAGUCCAGAUUGGCUAUAUUUUGCAAUUCAACCCUUCGAAAAAGAGAAGUAGAUAAUCAAUGACCGACGUUUGAAACACUGUCAUUUUGUUAGUUCUUCAAAGACGUCGUUGAUUGCUGGAACUGACAGUUACAAUGUUUUCUUGUACUUCCAAGACUACAGUUUUCAAAGGCAAUCAAGGAAUGUUAAUUACAACCAGGAUAGAUCUCUCCGAUUUUAAUUUAGUAAGUAAACUAAUUUCGAUCAUGUUAGCUGAUAAUAUAUAUUACAUGUCUCAAAAUCAAAUUAUAGAAUCAAUCUUUUAGCAAAUUGUUUGAUCCUCCUGAAACAUGUAAUCUGCAGUCCAAAAACAAAACGGGAAACGAGACAAUACCCAAAAAUCUAUAAUAUAUAUAUAUAUAACAAGUGUUUUAUUAUUACUAUUAUUAUUAUUAUUAUUAUUAUUAUUAUUAUUAUUAUUAUUAUUAUUAUUAUUAUUAUUAUUAUUAUUAUUAAAGAAAGAAAGAAAGAUCAGAGGAAAACACUAGGUUGUUGAAAAAGUAAUGUUAAUAAGACAUUAGUAAUGCUACUGAAGAAACUGAUAAAAGACAUUAAAACAAAAACCAAAAGAGGGAAAAUUUGAAAAUUGUGGAAUAAUAUUUAUGAGACCCAUUUAUUGCAAAAAGAUUGAAAAGUUCCGAAAUCUCCCAUCUACAGAAGGUAAAAUUUAGUUUGAAUGCAAUAUGUUGUACAAAUAGAGGAAUAAAAUAAAGUUUAUGAGUAAUUAUGAGCAAUCGGCUAUAUGUAUAUACUGAAUGGAUAUAGUAUUAAAAUAAAAAUCUAUUAAUCACAUUUCUGGAAGAAAUUCUUGAGAACAAAAUUUAAUAUGUUCUACAAAAAACCGUUAAAGUCUGCAUCAUUAGCGACUGAGACUAAAAUCACAAGACCGAAUGUUAAAGUUUCUAAUCAUCAAACUGAGACGGAAAGUAACCCUACCGUUUUGAGGAAGGUUAUCUAUUACCAGAACCGGUUUGUUGUGAUAGAUACCGUUCAGAAAAAUGAUCUGUCUCCGUCGCUUCCUAAAAAUUCCCAAAAUGAUACAGUCGAGGAUAGUACGGCCAUUGGUUCUUCUAGUGAAGCAAAAGGUGUUAAGAAUAAUACUGAUAACAGUAGCACAGGAUUCUCCAAAUUGGCAACUAUUGUUGAGGUUCCGACGGAAAAAGAGGAAAGUUCAUUUGAAACGAGUGAGGAGCCUGCUGAAAGAGAUAAAAACAAUACAAAUAAAAAGAAUAUGCAAGAUAAAAAUAAUGCCUAUCUGUUAAGUAAUGAAAAUAACAUUCGGUAUGAUAACGUUGAAAACUGUUCAUUUAUGUGGUUAUCACACCCCAGUCUUAGUUCUUUAACUCUGGCAAAGACCCCUUCCGAGAGCAGUCUGAUUGAUAGCCACGAGGCAAUCGUCUCUAGUAGUUCAAAAGUUGUAUGUCCAUUAGCGAGUGUAAAUGUUAUUCAAGCAAGCGACGUUGACUUACUCGGUAAUGUGACAAUGACAGCGGCAGCUAUAGCCGCAGCGAUCAGUGGCAUCACUAUUAAUAUUUCAAAUACAACGACAGCUGCAGUAGCAGAUCCCCAGGUAACCUGCAGCACCGGAAAAUUGCUAGAGCGCGUGCGCACUGAAAAAGCUGAUGCCAGUCACUUGCCUACAUUCCUGCCAUCAGCCGGCUUGGCCUCACCAGCAGACGACGCUUUCAGUUCGCAUGAAGACGCGUCCGAUCUCCGCAGCCACCAUCGGCUUGAUAGCGCUGUCACGGACAGCACAGCCGAAGAUUCACCGAGCAAAAGUAGUGAAAACAGCACUAAAUCUCCAGAUAGCCAAGAUAACAUUUUUCAAGGAGUUCCCUAUUAUAAAUCACACACUCAAAGAGAAAGUGAACGAAGCUACAAUUACGAUUAUCAAGGUGACCAGAGAGAGAAAACAGAAGAAAAAAAAGAAGAGGAAAUAGAAGCAACACAAAAUAAAAAGGACAGCUGUAGAAGGAAAGAAUUAAAAAGAAAUAAACACGGACGACACAGCGCGGGUGUGAAUGUAACUUUUCAUGAAAAAACUGUCCUUAAUGAUUCAAAACAUUUUAAAUUGACAGACUGUGAUAACGACGAUGUCAGUGAUGAUACGAGAGUUUUAAAAGAAAAGCGAAUCGGCGCUAGAGAUAGAGGAAUAAUAAUUACAUCAACAACAGUAAAAGCAACAACAGUAACGAAAAGAAAAUCACCAGCAUCAAAAACAGCAGCAACAGCAACAACAACAACAACUGUCAGAGCAGACGCAGUAGCAAGAUCAUCACCAGCAUCAACAGCAUCGGUAGCAGCAGCAUCCCCAGUUACCAUGGAUACGCGGAGCAUCGAGAUAAUAGUGAACGAUGAAAACGAGACAAGUCAUGUAGGGUACAGCAGCAGCAGCAGAGGUGGCGGGGGCGGCGGUGCAGCAGGAGGAGAAGGAGGAGGAUGCAGAAGAAGUAGGGAAGGAACUGGAGAUGUAGACAAUUUCAACAGCGACGGUGAACCCGGUAAUAGUAGUCGUGUCAGUGGCGUCCGCUCCCUCAGCGGAGGGUCGCUCCCAUCUGGUGCAUCUCUGAACGCAACCAAGGGACGGACUUCGGUGAAAAGAGCUGCGAGUCGGAACAACAGCAGGGCUUCUAUCCAGAAUAAAAGCAGUAUGGAGAAGAACAUGACAUGGAAAAGGAUAUCAAAGAUACUGUUAGAUGACCGGAUGGGUGAUAUUGAUGACCGUGAGAAGGUACUAAACUUAGAUGAACCAGGGCAGUACCGAGUGUUGAAGAAAGUACUAAAUAUACUUUUUGUCACCAUAGGGAUCGCUCUGUUACUGGCCGUUAUUGUCGUCGUUAUCUACACUGCCAUAGUGUAAAGAGAGAGAUGCCCGAUGAUCACCCGUUGAUUCAAGAGCUUCGCUUCCGGCUUGGGCUGCUACCAUUGCUGUCCUGAUGCCAGUCACCGUCCGUGCAUUCACAUCCAAUGGAAAAUAUGAAGAACAGUUUGCUGAUGAUCAACACAUCACAGCUUGAUACUACAUCAUUGGCAAUGAGUUCAAAGUUUGCCAGGAUAAGUAAUAUUCUUUUGUCUAAGGUCUUUGUGGCUACAAGUGAGGAUCAAACUGAACCAGGCUUUUUCUGAGGUGUAUUUGUAUAUGUGCGAAAUUUCUUUUAUAUUUACUGUGAUUUAACUGAUAACUCGUAAAGUGAAACAGAGACAUUUAUUUUUCACCAAUAUUCACUAAAGAGAGUCACGCAUUUAUGGCUGGAAGGGGGUAACAUAUUUACCAUUGUCUUCGCACGAUAAAGAGUCUGCUGAAAAGUUUCAUCCACCGCCUUUUUAAACUUACCAGACAUUGCUUUGAUGCGUCACGUUUAGUGAGCAGCAUCAAGUAAUAGUUAAAAGUGAAAUUAUUGGUAAAAUGAAAGAAUCAUUUUUAGGAAGGUAACCUUCAAAUGAUUUGACCUGAUAAAAAGUGUAUUGUUCCUUUCUACAUCGUAUUGCUUUUUUUUUUUUUUAGAUGAGGUAGAGAGGAAUACGGGGGAUGCUAAAUAGACAUGCUGAACAACAUUUAUGUUAGUUUGCAUGUACGCAUUUUUUUACCUGUUCAGAUACAUAAAAUGUAUAUAUGCAGUCUUAUAUACAUAUAUUUUUGUGUGUGCAUGUGUUUGGCUGUGGGUCUGGAUGCGUAUGUUGUGUAAAAAUCCAAGACAUGUUUGGCUUUAAUAAUAUUCCAAUCAUUGCCUCAAAAAUCUUUCACGCUAACAUUAUUUUCAUGAUUCAGGUAAAUUCACAAAAUGUUUCUUGUCAAAAAUUUUGAUACUUUUUCAGACAGAAAAAGAAAAAUCCAGAUAUGCUUUUUUUUUAACUGUUAAAUACUUAAUUGUAAUGCUGUCUUUUGGUGUUUGGAAAAUUUAUAACCUUAACGCUUUAUCUGCUGACUGAAUGCCGUUUCUAAGCUAAUUGUUGAAAUAUAAAUUAUCGCAAUAUAAACCUGUUAUUAUAAUCAUUUCAAGUGCAGCGCACAAAGAUCUGUCAUUCACAUUUUGUUAUCAACGAGUCAGUUCGCAUUAAGAUCAGCCCUUUUUUUCAAUUCCUUUAUAACGUUUCUUGGUUCAUCAUAUAAUUCAUAUUUUUGUAAAACUUAAACAAUCUCAAACAGCCUUUAGUAGACAUAGACCUUAUACAUCGAGGUUUCUUCUUCCAUAAAUACACAAAUUGAUUGUGAUUAAAUCAAUGGUCAUAAAUAUUAUAACAAAUAUAUAUAUAUCAUAAGAUGUCUUUUUGUAAAAAAGACAAUACAUUUGCAAUAAAUUGUUUAGCAAUUGUAGAGAAUAACUGAUUUCUUUUGACAAAGUAUAGAGUCUUAAGUUUAGGUUAUAUAUAUAUAUAAACUUUGCAUAUUAUGCCUCUCUAAAGAUUAUUAACAGUACAGGUGAACUAGUGCAAUUUCAAAGAAAAAUUGCAAUCUGAUAUGUUGAUUUACUCAUCACAGUUAAUUUAUUUCUUUAGCAAUGCCUAAACGGGAAAACAUACCUACAGCGCUAGGCUGUCCUACCGUGGAAAUGUUGGUUAGUAUAAUCUCCAUUCUCAGAGUUAAGCUGUAUCAGCAGAAAACUAUUUAAUUUUCAAUGAACCAGUCCUCCUUUAUACUGUAUAUAAGUACAAAAGUAAUGGCCACUGGAAUGUUUUUAACAAAUUAUUUCAAUAACAUUCGGCGUAGUGAAAGGAAGUUCAUUAAUUUCAUAAAGAUUACAAACAUAAUGAAAAUUCAGUUAUGUUUUCAUAUUAGUGUAACGGAUAUGCUAUUAAUCCAUCUCAUAUCUGCAGUAACAAAGUUUAUUAAUAUUCACAUAGCAUACAAUUUCACAGAACACCUAACACAUUAUAUACAUACACGAUUAUGAGUCAGAAUGUAAAGCAAUUUAUAUUUGCAUUAUUCCCUGACAUUAU